Messenger RNA from Didymella exigua CBS 183.55, 890 nucleotides. RefSeq lists its product as uncharacterized. Lineage: Eukaryota; Fungi; Ascomycota; Dothideomycetes; Pleosporales; Didymellaceae. The transcript has 2 exons. The record is from RefSeq and is a predicted model, not a curated record. The coding region runs from base 110 to 784 and encodes 224 amino acids.
CGUUCCUUCACUUGACAAUUCACUCUCGACGUCCCUCAUUCAUACGUCGUAAAUUCACGCUCUUUUCAAACAUCGGUCGUAUUUGGAGAAGUAGUGCAGAUCGUUCAAAAUGCGCCAUUCUCUUGCAAUCUUCUCGUUCCUCACCGGUGCCGCGGUCGCAGACACCAUCCAAUUCGUCUUCCCCGGAGGCAUCGAAGGCCCUUCCCCUGUUGCGACUAUCGAGUCGGUAGAGGGCUCGACCACCUCAGCAGUUGUUGGAUGUCCCACGGGCACAUCCAUUGAGGACUGCGGCUUUGGUGCCGGUCUCGACGUCGAAAUCAUCGGUGGCACCCGCUAUCAGGCCUCGAUGUCUGCCGGAACUAUCUACGUCAGCUACGGCUGCGAUGGUUACAACUCGGUCGCAAACACGAUGACCUGCACUGCAGAGAUGGCUGGCCAGGAUACACAGACCGCGGUGCUGUCUGGUAGCGACGUGGCAUUCAUUGCUGCUACCGUCGUCGAGGGUACUGAGCUGCUCAGCGGUGGUGUAAGCGCAUCUGCUUCAACAAGUGCUGUGAAUGCCAGCGCUUCUCCUACUUCCAAGACCUCUGCUGCCGCUAUCAACUCUGGGAUGCACACAAGCAUUGCCUCAGGUACCGCCGCUGCAGGAAGUCACGCCUCGGGCGCUGCGUCUACUACUGGUAGCAGCUCUGUCGCCCAGAGCACAGGCGCCGCCGCGCGCUUCGGCAUCGAGGGUGCUGCACUUCUUGCUCUUGCGGGCGCCGCUGCUGUCAAUGCCUUGUAGACAACGCGGAGAAGGAAUCGACGUAAGAUAUAAGAUUCUACCUGUGGAUAAUGUCAAUUGAAAGAUCUGGUGCUCCAGCCGCGCGUAGUAAUCAAACCCGUUGUGC